AUUUGAAUUUAGGUGCAAUUGAAUCCAUCAUGGCAACAAGGGAAACUGAAGGAUUUUUGCAAGCAGAAAGGAAUCCAUAUGAGUGCAUGGUCACCAUUAGGAGGAUACAAAGUUUUUUGGGGUUCUAAUGUUGUCAUGGAGAAUCCAAUUCUUCAUGAAAUUGCUCAGGCUAGAAAUAAGACUGUAGCUCAGAUAGCACUAAGAUGGAUACUUGAGCAAGGGACAAGUGCAAUUGUGAAAAGCUUCAACAAAGAAAGGAUGAAACAAAACCAUGAAAUAUUUGAUUGGGAAUUGAGCCAAGAGGAAUUGGACAAAAUCAAUAAGAUUCCACAAUGCAUACCUUACAAUGCAGAAAUGUUUGUAUCCAAAAAUGGACCUUACAAAUCCUUGGAAGAGUUAUUUGAAUAAACAAUUUAAUUAAACAUUUA
This is a messenger RNA of Cicer arietinum (chickpea), 428 nucleotides long. RefSeq names its product (1S)-1,7-diacetoxy-luvungin A aldo-keto reductase-like. Gene Ontology annotation, molecular function: oxidoreductase activity. Lineage: Eukaryota; Viridiplantae; Streptophyta; Magnoliopsida; Fabales; Fabaceae. The record is from RefSeq and is a predicted model, not a curated record.